Messenger RNA from Thermochaetoides thermophila DSM 1495, 576 nucleotides. RefSeq lists its product as uncharacterized. The coding region runs from base 1 to 576 and encodes 191 amino acids. Gene Ontology annotation, molecular function: RNA binding. The transcript has 5 exons. NCBI's taxonomy places the organism in Eukaryota, Fungi, Ascomycota, Sordariomycetes, Sordariales, Chaetomiaceae. The record is from RefSeq and is a predicted model, not a curated record.
AUGUCAAAGCUAUUCAUUGGUGGCCUCGCAUGGCACACUGAGGAUGCCACACUGAAGAAAAAGUUUGAGGAGUUUGGUGUUGUGGAAGAAGCGGUUGUCGUCAAGGAUCGUGACACAGGUCGCAGCAGAGGCUUCGGUUUCGUUCGCUACACCAACGAGGCUGAUGCCCAGAAGGCCAUGGAUGCGAUGAACAAUGUCGAAUUCGACGGCCGCCAGAUCCGUGUCGAUAAAGCCUCUGACACAGGUCCGAAGGGCGGCACUGCUGCACGCGCCUCAACGUCCCCUGCCGCAGCGACAUUCAACAAUACCAACCGCAGCCCUUACGCGAUCCCGAUGCCGGUAAUUAGCAGCUCACCGAUGUCUCCCAUCGCGUAUGGCGCGCCACAGCCGACCCCAUAUGGCAUGCCGCCUGCGACAACUGGCAUCUACCCCAACUAUCCCCGCGGUUACGUGCAGCCGGGGUAUCCUAUUCCCGCGCAAGCUUGGGCUACUCAGCUGUACAUGUAUCCCGCUCCCGCUACCCAGCAGGGCCAGCCAUCUAGUCAGGAGCCUUCGGCCGGUCCUGGCCGGUACUGA